Knipowitschia caucasica is the source of this 354-nucleotide messenger RNA. The record is from the annotation of a GenBank genome assembly. NCBI's taxonomy places the organism in Eukaryota, Metazoa, Chordata, Actinopteri, Gobiiformes, Gobiidae.
AUGUGGAACGAGUCUUGCGGGGAAGAGUUGCAGGAAUUCAGGCGCCCGGAGAAGAUCAUUAUUGGGGUGUUGCUGGCAAUGAUUACGGCUGUCACGGUGAUGGGGAACACGCUGGUAGUGAUCGCCGUGUGCGUGGUGAAGAAGCUGAGGCAACCUUCUAACUAUCUCCUGGUGUCUUUGGCGGUGGCAGACCUGUCCGUGGCAAUAGUUGUGAUGCCCUUUGUCAUAGUCACAGAUCUCACCGGGGGAAAGUGGCUCUUUGGAGAGGUCUUCUGCAAUAUCUUCAUCGCCAUGGAUGUAAUGUGCUGCACCGCCUCCAUCAUGACUCUCUGUGUCAUCAGCGUUGACAGGUAA